UGGCCAUCGUGAGAACUGCACCGUCUUUGCAGAAUUGCAGACCUGACCCACCCGAUGAUCAAACAGCAAUUCACCGUGACAGGCCAGUCUUUGGCGACCCAGUUUCCAAAGCAGAGGCGUGUGAACCAGCAGGCUCUCUCUCUCUCCUAACCCAGGGCAGCACGCAACAUACCAAAAAGGGAAAGGCAAGCCCUGAACAGUGGUGCUAUUGAUUAUAGCAACAGUAGCGGAGUAGCUGCAGUCGAGUCAAACGAAGAGGGACAGAGGAGGGGUUUGGAAAUGAAGACAGAAGUCGACUUUUGGAUGCAGGUUGUGUGUUCACUGCUGUGCCUUGGCCUGGCCGGGGCACUUGCCGUGCUGCAGAAGGACCAGGUGGCCCAGCAUGCCAUCAAGCUUCAGCGAGGCCGAAGGGCCACACACGGCCACAGCUGGGUGGUCAGCAACUGCAAGCCGCUGCUGGGCCUUCUGCGGCAGAAGAAUGUGGUGGUCAGGAAGUUGGCAGCAGUUGCACACGCUGUUGGACGAGACCGGACCCUUUCAGAACCUGAGAGGCUCUUCCAGGUGCACACUCUGGAGGUUUUCCAAAAGGAGCUGAAUGAGAGCGAGCACUUGGUGUUCCAGGCAGUGUACAGCCUGCAGAGGGCGCUGCAGGGAGACUACAGAGAUGUGGUCAACAUGAAGGAGAGCAGCAGACAGAGACUAGAGGCCCUCAGGGAGGCAGCCAUCAAGGAGGAGCAGGAGUAUGUGGAGCUGGUGGCAGCUGAGAAGCACCAGCAGGAAGCUGUAAAGAGCGCUCUAGCCCAGAACAAGACCCUGUCCAUGCUGGAUGAGAUCCUGGAGGACGUGCGGAGGGCUGCCGACCGGCUAGAGGAGGAGAUAGAGGAGCACGCUUUUGACAACAACAAACAGAUGAAAGGAGUGAAUGUAGAGGCAGUGCUGAGAGUGGAGGAGGAUGAGGAGGACGGUGGGAAGAGGAAGAACAUGUCCAGGCGGAAGGAAGUCGAGGACAAUCUGGGCCUGAGCAUGCUCAUUGACUCCCAAAACAACCAGUAUGUUCUGACCAAACCACGAGACUCCACGAUGCCAAGAGCAGACCAUCACUUCAUCAAGGACUUGGUCUCUGUGGUGAUGUUGUCCCUCCCCUGUGGUUGGCUUUGCACUCUGAUGGGUCUCCCCCCCAUGUUUGGAUAUAUUAUAUGUGGGGUCCUGCUUGGUCCCUCUGGCCUGAACAGCAUCAAGUCCAUGGUCCAGGUGGAGACUCUCGGGGAGUUGGGCGUGUUUUUUACUCUCUUUGUGGUGGGACUGGAGUUUUCGCCCGAGCGCCUUCGCAAGGUAUGGAAGACAUCAGUGCAGGGGUCAUGCUACCUGAGCCUGCUGAUGGUGGGGGCCGGUUUGUUAUGGGGACAGGUCUUGCGUAUUCGUCCCACCCAGACUGUCUUCAUUUCCAGUUGUCUGUCCCUGUCCAGCACUCCCCUGGUGUCCCGCUUCCUUGCAGGAGGGGCCAGAGGGGAGAAGGAAGGUGACCUGGACUACAGCAGUGUUCUCCUGGGGAUGCUCGUGAUGCAAGAUGUUCAGCUUGGCCUCUUCAUCGCUGUCAUGCCAACUCUCAUCCAGGCACAGAGUGGAGACUUGGAUAGCGUUGUGUUCGGGGGUCUCCGUGUGCUCUCCCUCCUGGGCCAGGUCCUGGUCUCUCUGGCUGCUGUGCUGCUGCUGUGCGCGUUGCUUAAAUCAUUCCUGAUUGGUCCUUACUACAAGAAACUGCACGCCGAGAGCAAGGGAAACAAGGAGAUCCUGGUGCUUGGGAUGACGGCUUUUGUCUUUUUUAUGUUGAUGGUGACAGAGUUCCUGGAUGUUUCCAUGGAGCUGGGCUGUUUCCUGGCUGGAGCACUGCUCUCCUCUCAGGGCCACAUGGUUACUGCAGAAGUCAUGGGGUGCAUCGAGCCAAUCAGAGACUUCCUCGCCAUCAUAUUCUUCGCCUCUAUUGGUCUCCAUGUGUUUCCCACAUUUGUGUUAUAUGAACUCACCAUCCUGCUGGUGCUGACACUCUCACUCGUGAUUAUGAAGUUCCUGAUGGCUGUGGUGGUGCUGUCAGCUAUCUUGCCGCCAGGCUCUCGACACAUACGCUGGAUUGUGUCGGCUGGCCUGGCACAGGUCAGCGAAUUCUCCUUUGUGUUGGGCAGCCGCGCCCGUCGUGCUGGCAUCAUUUCCAGAGAGGUGUACCUGCUGGUUCUCAGCGUCACCACCCUGAGUCUCCUCCUGGCUCCAGUGCUGUGGAGGGUGACCACACACAGAUGGGUUCCCCGGGGUGAACGCAAAACAGUCACCUGACUAGACGGACGCCGGGGCCAACAGGCUCCCACGUUCUCCUGCAAAACGCAGAGUGGCAUCACGAGGAGCAGACAUGCGGUUCAGUCGGGAAUUUAAAAACUUCCUCAUGCCAACGCACAAUGUCAUGUAUGGCAUGCAUGUGAGACUGUUUUUUUUUUUUUCACAUUAUAGACGAAAUGUUCCUCUUGGGUUUAAAGACUGUGCCAGGUCAAUUAGCACCAAACCCCCUGGCUUUUUGAUGAAAAGUUGUGCUAAUUAAUGAAAUGAACUGUGGAGGAAAAGAGAAAAAUACUGAAAUACUGUAUAUUAAAACCUCUUCAAACUAAUCUCACCUAAUAUUCACACUUGGACGUGAAGCUACAGAAGUCUGUCCCAUAAAAGGCUCUGAAGAUCAGUCAUCUUUUCUCCUGCAUAACCUGGAGGAACAUGCCUAUAUUAAAGGAAGCAUCUGUUUUGCCCACCAGUGUUAUAUGGUCCCACUUGAUAAAUUGUAACAAAGCUAGCAACAUCACCGAUCCACUUUCCUCUUAUACUCUUUCAAAUCAGCAAUCUUGAAGGCUUCGAAGCAUCUUCAGCUUUAAUGAAUCUUAAAUUGUGUACUUUGGAAGUCCACAUUUGGCCCUCUCAAGUGAGAUAAAUUGGAAAGUGGGAAACAAAACACUCGCUGUCCUCGCAGCUCUGAUAUUUUUAUGGGCUUUCCCUUCAAUAUGCAUGCUUUUAAAAAAACAAACAAACAAACAAAUCAGAUGUUUUCUUUGUCCACAAUCGCUGAGACCGACAUGGUAUAAAAUCAUUUUCGUUUGGUUUGUCAUUGACUCUCUGCAUUCUGUCUUUCUAUCUUUGAACCUUAUAAUUUAUUUCAGCACCUUGUAGCCAGCACAUGGACCAAAUAUGAAGCUUGGACUCAUUUUGUGCUGUUUUUUUUUUUUUUUACAUUUAGAGCUGAAAUAUUUGAUUUUUGUAUUUUUUUUUUUAUCAAGAGUGCACUUUCCUGUGUUUUAAAAUGGCCUUCAUCUUCAUUUGAUCUUUGUCUCAAGUGGUAGUGUUUCUGACAGAUAUGUGGUUGCACAUGACUGAUUGUGUUUGUGCUGUAUUUGAUAGAAGUAACAUGUAGGAUUUCCUCAUCAAGACACCGCCAGGAAUUUAGUUGGGUUGACACAUUCUAAUGAUUUGUAGAAACCUACAACCGUUGCUUUUGCAAAGAGUAAGAACUGUUUCAUUCUUUGAUUUUCUUCAAUGGGAUCCAUUAGGAUUAAUAUCUUGCAGAAUUUAACGUAAACUCCGCACAGUGCACAAGCAGCAGAGAGCGGAAAUAAUGAAAUGAAAUGUGAAGUGAACAUACUUCUGAUGUCACAGUUUAUUCAGCAAUGUUAUAUUUAGAGGUUAUCCUUUUUAAGUUAUAUGAGAAUGUCACACUUAUGUGCCUGCUCAACAAAAUACAGACCUGUCCUACCAAAUGUGGGACUGCACUCCUUUGGCAUCCUCUAAAUGUCUUACCUUUCAUAAUGUGCCGUACAGGCAACACAGCUCCAUGUCAUAAUUCACGUCAUGUUGUAUUCUUGUUUUUAAACAUUCCUCCUGACGAGUGCUGACAGAGAGGGGCAUUUUAAUUUAUUUCCUCAAAAAGACUGAAUUUUCAUAUUUGUACUGUGGGUGGUUGUGAGUGAGACUUCCAGGCAAAAAGGGAUACUGUUUUCAUCAAAAUGUUACUGUACAUCAUGUAUUUUUAAAUUGCUGAAUUAUUCUUUCCUUUAUUUAUUAAAGGUGGUAUGACUAA
Myripristis murdjan (pinecone soldierfish) is the source of this 4105-nucleotide messenger RNA. It is a transcript of the gene slc9d1, whose product is annotated as transmembrane and coiled-coil domains 3. Lineage: Eukaryota; Metazoa; Chordata; Actinopteri; Holocentriformes; Holocentridae. Gene Ontology annotation, biological process: proton transmembrane transport; potassium ion transmembrane transport. The transcript has 15 exons. Gene Ontology annotation, molecular function: potassium:proton antiporter activity. The record is from RefSeq and is a predicted model, not a curated record. Gene Ontology annotation, cellular component: membrane. Bases 280 to 2328 code for a protein of 682 amino acids.